AAUAUGAACCUGCUGUGCAAAUGUGCACCCGUGCACUGGGCACUACGGCAGUUUCAGCACUUUCAGCAUUUCAGCACUUGGCACUUGGCACUUGGCAGACUUGACAUAGCACUGGGCUUGGAGUUACCGGUUGCCCAUGUGUGUUUUCUAACCUUUAUUUAACUUCAAAUUUGAAGAGUUCGGCGCUCAUGUAUCUUUAAAACUAUGUCUGUGUAUCAUGAUGAAGUAGAAAUCGAGGAUUUCGAAUACGACGAAGACGAGGAAAUAUACUAUUAUCCAUGUCCUUGCGGAGAUCAGUUUCAAAUAUCAAAAGCGGAUUUGGCUGCUGGAGAGGAAGAGGCCACAUGUCCUUCUUGUUCAUUAGUUAUUAAAGUAAUUUAUGAUAAGGAAGCAUUUGCUACUAAAGGAGAAGAACUAGUUAAAAGUAAAGAGAAAGAACUUCAGGUUCAAAAAGCCUGAGAUUAAUUGGAACUACAUAUUAAGUUUAAGGUUUCUUUUUAGUCAAUUGUCAUCAUAGAAAAUCAUAGUAUAUGGUCGCUAUGGCUGGACGUGGUAGAGGAAGAGGUAAACCCUCCAU
Ceratina calcarata is the source of this 577-nucleotide messenger RNA. RefSeq names its product Diphthamide biosynthesis 3 (gene Dph3). The record is from RefSeq and is a predicted model, not a curated record. Gene Ontology annotation, biological process: protein histidyl modification to diphthamide. Lineage: Eukaryota; Metazoa; Arthropoda; Insecta; Hymenoptera; Apidae. The transcript has 2 exons. Gene Ontology annotation, molecular function: metal ion binding. Bases 205 to 459 code for a protein of 84 amino acids.